CACACGCACACUUGUCCUAAACAUGACUUAAAAAAGAGGCGAAUUUUGAGGUUAUCAAAUCAAGGCAUUGACAUGGAUUGCUCCAUUUCCAUGAUAUUUGUGUAUUUCAAAAAUCUAUAUUAUGGCUGGAUUGACUUUGAUUCAAGAUUAUUCUUCGGGUUCUGAUGAAGACCCAGAAAUAUUAAAUGAUGAAGAUAAAGCGUUUUUAAACACUGAAACUUUAAAGCCAAAGCUACCUUUACCAGAAUCUAUUUUAACAUGGAAAGGAGUUACACAUCAUGAAGAAAUUGUUGAUGAUCCCUUAGAACAUGAUGGACGAAUAAGGUCCUUCAAACAUGAGCGAGGAAAUUGGGCCACAUUAGUUUACAUAGAUUACAUUCCAAGUGAAGAAAUGCAAUUAUGGAUGAAAGAAGUGCUAGAUCAGAUUACUCAAACAGGUAACAUUUUUCAAGAAUUCCAUGUGAGUCUUACACGCACACUAGUAUUAAAAUUUCAUUGGAUUGAUUCUUUCAUUGAGGCUGUGAAAUCUCUAACUGCAUCUUACCAGAGUUUUGUGCUAGAGUUAGGCAACAUGGAGAUCUAUAGCAAUGAGGAAAAAACUAGAACUUUUAUAGGUAUCAAAAUUCAAAGUGCAAAUGAUUCUUUACAAAGGUUAACAGGUGCUCUUGAUAAACUUCUGGAUGAAUAUCAGCUACCUUCAUUUUAUGAGGAUGCAUCAUAUCACAUAAGUUUUCUCUGGUUCCUUGGCGAUCAGAGAAAGACAUUGGAAGCUCUUCUACCCACUUUUACAUCAAGUUUCACUGAUUUUCUAGAUGACCAUCCAGAACAACGGAGUAUGCAGGUUAAGAAAUUAAAAUGCAAGAUUGGAAACAAACUAUAUAGUUUAAAAUUAGCUUAAAUUAUUUUGUACAUGAGUGAGAAAUAAAUAUUUUAUUAUAUACAGAUUA
Nasonia vitripennis (jewel wasp) is the source of this 947-nucleotide messenger RNA. Its product is annotated as U6 snRNA phosphodiesterase. The transcript is spliced from 4 exons. Gene Ontology annotation, biological process: U6 snRNA 3'-end processing. Gene Ontology annotation, cellular component: nucleus. Bases 122 to 898 code for a protein of 258 amino acids. The record is from RefSeq and is a predicted model, not a curated record. NCBI's taxonomy places the organism in Eukaryota, Metazoa, Arthropoda, Insecta, Hymenoptera, Pteromalidae. Gene Ontology annotation, molecular function: 3'-5'-RNA exonuclease activity.